AACUGGAAGGCCCACGUGCCCACGUGCUUCGCCCACCGGCUGAGGCAGCGGCGCUUCGGCGAGAGCGCGGACUUGCCCAACCCCACGUCGACCCCAAUCUACGACAUCCUGCUACUCUUCGUGGUCGCCGAGAAGUCAGGCCCGCAGCGGCUCAUCUUCGACGCGCGCGUCUGCUAUACACGGUUCAAACCACCUCCCUGCGCCGAGCUGCCCAGCGGCAGCGCGUUCGCCCGCGCGGAGACGCAGGGCAGCGGCGAUUCCUGGUUCAGCAGCGGCGAUAUCUCGAACGCCUUCUACACUAUGCCGGUCACCGAGGACCUCUGCGAGUUCUUCUCUCUGCCGCUUGUUCGCGCCGGGCUUGUUGGUGUGUCUCAGCUGGGCGGCGUCGCGACCAGCGCUCCGAGUUGGUUACUCCCUGAGCUCGCGAUCCCCCCCAUAGGCUGGUCCUGGUCUCUGCGCGUGUGCAAGUGCGCCCCGGAGGCCGCGCUCUCCUGGGCGCGCAUCGCCCCCGCGCAGCAGGUGCGAGACCGCAGCCGGGGCGUCGUCCUGGGGCCCAAGCCCCCUGCCGCUGGAGCCACCUACGCAGGCAACUACCUGGUGGCAGGGUCGCAGCGCCCCAAGACGCAGGCCGCGGCCAGCAAGGUCGAGCGCGAGCUGUCCUCCCUCGGCUAUGUCGUCCACGAUCAGGUCGAGGCCACGAGGGCGACUAGCUUCGCUGGGCUCGAGCUCGAUGGGCAUCGCGACUCAGCGCGAAUCUCUGCACGGCGUGCCUGGCGAUCCCGACAUGCGAUCGAGAAGUUCCUCCGCCGCCCGAAGGUCCGCGGGCCCUUCCUGGAGACGGUCGUCGGCCACUGGGUCAUGCUGCUCAAGAGGUGCUCCUUGGCGAUCUUCGGCGCUGCGUGCGCCUUCAUCCUGGCCUCGCCGCCGAGGGGCUGCCGCUUUGGCCCUCGGCGCGGCGCGAACUGUGGCAGGAGUCGGCCCGCGCCCGCGAGCACGCCUUGGGGGGUGCUGACGCUGCUGCGCGACCCCGGGAGGCCGCCGUCGGACGAGGCGAAGGACUGGGACAAGUCGUUCGGCGAGGUCGACCCCGCCCCCUUCACCCGGGAGGGCUUGGCAAUCGCGCGCGCCUUCCCCGGAACGGACUCCUUCGCCAUCUGCCGCGCCGAGGGGCUCGCCGUCGCGCCCGCCCUGCGCCCCCAGCUCAGGGCCGCCGACGCCUUCGGGAAGAGGAUCGCGUGCCUCGUCGACAACAUGUCGCUCGCACUCGCGAUCGGCAAUGGCCGAGCGGCCAGGCCCCUGAUGCCGACGGGGCGGGCACCUCAGCUCCUGCCCGCCCCCCUGGCUGCUGGAGAGGGCAUCCUGACCGCUCCUGUCCCGCAGUCGGCGGCCGCCCGCCAGCGGGGGCCCCUGCUGGGAAGCCUCCUGAUUGGCUUCGCCUGCCUCGGGCAGCUGGCCGACUACCAGAGAAGGGCCGGCGCCUUCAUCGGAUGGUGCUCGCAGCCCCACCCAGACUGGGACAACUGGGAGCAGCUGGACACGACCAUGGCGACUUACUUUGACCACCUGUACUUCCUGGCCGCGCUGAAGUUCUUUCUGCCGCCGAUCGGCCGCCGUGGAGACCAGACGUUGCGCCGCGCCUUCCGCAGCCUUGCGAAGCGGGGGAAGUGCGCCCCCCGCAGGAUGCGCGCGCCGCUACCUUGGUCGCUGGCGGCCGCGCUGCCAGGCGCGAUGCUCCACCGUGGCCAGGUCCGGCAGACGAUCGCGAUGAUCAUGAGCUUCGCCAGCCACCUCCGGCCGCCCGAGUGCGACCCGCUGACGGCCACGCAGGUCGCCCCCCCGUCGCG
Prorocentrum cordatum is the source of this 1844-nucleotide messenger RNA. NCBI's taxonomy places the organism in Eukaryota, Dinophyceae, Prorocentrales, Prorocentraceae. The record is from the annotation of a GenBank genome assembly.